AGGAAACUACAAGACUAUAUAAGUGUAUUAUUUGGAAUGAUUUGUCAGUUAGAAGGUGGAAAGAGCAACGACAAUAAACCGUCCAAUGAACCAGAAAAUAAGGUUAUGCUCCAACUAUUAGAGGAGCUUUUUACUCUUUCCUAUGGGAAAUGGGAAGUCAUUUUGCAGACAAUAUCAGAGCAGGAAGUUGAAAUUGAUCAAUCAGGAUACUAUCCUCUCAAGGAGAAAACACUUGGGCGUCCAAAGUUUUCAAUUACCAAAGAACAAUUACUGAUUCUUCGCGAGACUGGUAUGAAAUGGGCUAAGGUUGCAGAGUGCCUAAACGUUAGUGAAAGGACAUUAUACAGGCGUGUUCGAGACUAUGGUAUUCAUGGGACAUUUUCCGACAUUUCAAACACAGAAUUGGAUAAAGUACUAAGGGAGAUAUUAUCCAUAACUCCACGUGCUGGAGAAAGCUACAUUCGUGGAAGUUUGAGAAGCAAAGGAAUACUUGUUCAGCGUUGGAGGGUAAGGGAGAGACUGCAAAUCAUAGAUCCUAUUGGAAGGCCAGCGAGGAAAAGUCUAGCAAUACAAAGGAGAGUCUACAAUGUCCCAGCACCAAAUUGUUUGUGGCAUAUGGACUCCAACCAUAAACUCAUAGGAUGGCSAAUAGUAAUUCAUGGAUGUAUUGACGGCUAUAGUYGAACAAUCAUCUACUUGAAAUGUGCCACUAAUAAUUUGGCAAAUACAGYUCUUCAAUUUUUCCAAUCUGGAACUGACAUCUUUGGGAUUCCCAGCAAAGUUAGAGGCGAUUUGGGUGUAGAAAAUUAUGAUGUAGCAAGGUUCAUGAUUCUGCAUCGAGGUGCAAAUAGAGGAAGUUUCAUUACAGGGAGAAGUGUUCAUAACACACGCAUUGAAUGAUUGUGGAGGGAAGUCAAUCGGGUUGUAAACUACAACUACUCUGCUAUAUUCAAGCACAUGGAACAUUACAAUAUAUUGGACUCAGCUAAUGAAAUUGACUUGGCAGCUCUUCACUUUGUGUUCAUUCCCCGUAUAUCGAGAUCUUUGGAACAAUUUACUUCACAAUGGAACUAUCAUGGUAUCAGAACAGCUGGACAUAGCUCUC
Messenger RNA from Actinia tenebrosa (Australian red waratah sea anemone), 1105 nucleotides. RefSeq lists its product as uncharacterized. Lineage: Eukaryota; Metazoa; Cnidaria; Anthozoa; Actiniaria; Actiniidae. The record is from RefSeq and is a predicted model, not a curated record.